Messenger RNA from Cottoperca gobio, 2672 nucleotides. Its product is annotated as plakophilin-3-like. The record is from RefSeq and is a predicted model, not a curated record. Gene Ontology annotation, cellular component: adherens junction; nucleus; plasma membrane. Gene Ontology annotation, molecular function: protein binding. Gene Ontology annotation, biological process: cell-cell adhesion. Lineage: Eukaryota; Metazoa; Chordata; Actinopteri; Perciformes; Bovichtidae.
UCACCUCUCAUCUGUCUGUAUUCAGAGUCGCAAUGCUUGCCGGUUGGAAUGCACAGAUUUGAUUGGCUGAGUAGCAUCACGUGGGAUGGCUUAACUCGCAUGUAAUUGGUCUGUGAGUUUCUUUGCAGGGGCCCAUCCUGGGCCUUGGGCGAGGAUCAAAAAAGGGGAAACAAGCAAACUACCAAAAAACAAUAAAUCAACAACAAUAAAACUUAUUUUUAUAAUCAUAACCCUGCUUUGUAACCUGUAACCUGUAAGUCUGCAAAUCAGUCACAUAACCCAGGUGUUCCAUCUUUAUCUAUAUAUUACUGGUUGGAAUUACUCAGUUAACAGAAUCAGAUAACAGAAUAAAAAGAUGUUUGUUGUGGCUGCAGGUGUCCUGUGGAAUCUGUCCUCCAGAGACAACCUAAAGGAGAAGCUGUCCAAAGAAGCUUUAUCAGAGUUGACAGAGAAAGUACUGGUUCCUCUGUGCAGCAGCAUCCCACUCAGCCCAUCUGAGAGAGACAUCUUCUACAACACCAGCGGCUGCCUCAGGAAUUUGAGCUCUGUGAAUGAGAGGACGAGACAGAAGAUGAGAGACAUGCGAGGCCUGGUGGACUCUCUGGUGUCUUACAUUCAACAACAGGAGAUGGCAGAUGACAAGGGUUUGGAGAAUUCAUUGUGUGUGAUGAGGAAUCUGUCCUACCAGCUAUACACGGAGCUUCCUCCAUCAGUCCGGUUGCGUCUGGAGGGUCCAUCCAGAGCCUCUGCCUCCAGGGACAGCGAGGCCAUCGGCUGCUUUACUCUGUAUAGCAAAAAAAACAAUGAGCGUAACCAGAAUCUGUCCAUCCUGUCUGAAGUGUCCCGACAACCUAAGGGAGCUGAGUGGCUGUGGCACCCUAAGAUGGUGGCGCUGUACAAGCUCGUUCUGCAGAACAGCGACAGUAGCUCCACCAGCCGUGAGGCUGCCAUAGGAGCCCUGCAAAAUAUCACUGCAGGCGAGGCCAGGUGGUCGUCAGUGCUGAGUGGUGUAGUGCUGGAGCAGGAGAGGAUGCUGCCCAUCUUGCUGGAUCUGUUAGACACCGACAGUGACAUGGAGCUCAGGCCUCUGACCGGCCUGCUAAGAAAUCUGGCCAGACACUCCACCAACAAAGACCACAUGGCUAAAACCAUGGUGAACAUUCUGGUGUCCAAGCUGCCCAGUGAUGGCCAUCAGAAAACACCAUCCAGCGAGGUGGUGGUCAACAUCUGUGGAGCCCUCAAUCACCUGGUCACCUGCAGCUCCUUGGCAGCCCGUGACAUCUCAUACUUCAACGGCCUGCAGAAACUGAUUGGUAUCAAGACAUCCCAUGAUAACAGCUCCGGGAGUCUAAAAGCUGCCAGAGCAGCGUCAACUGUCCUCUGCAACAUGUUUCAGUACAACAAACUGCACAAAGACUACAAACUGAAAGGAUUUGCCAGACGAGACUUCACAGAUGCCACCAUCUAGGCUGCGGCAAGUUACACAAUUCAUUCUGAGCUUUUGAUCUCAGGAUCAAGGAUGCUGUGAGAAAAAGACAAGGAACAGUUGGAUUUAAUGAUCGAAUUAUCUAACUGAUGGACUUAGAGAAAGAAAAAAAUGGACUGGAGCCACUGGAACGAUGGACUUAAAGUGUUUCCUCUGUCAGGUGUCUGUGUGUUUAACUUGGCUCAGCUUGCAGCAGAUAGCCGGUGAUGGCGGGAACUUAAUGGUGUCCACACAUACAGUGGACCUCACCCCCAAAACUAUCGUAUGCUUUGUGUAUUAGUGUUUGACUAAUGUGGUUUUUUGACUGAUUCUAAUGAUUUUGAACUAAUGUUGUUGAUAGCUGAUAUAUGAUGCCCACAUUAGAGAGACAGAAACCUCCAUAGUUCAGGCACCACUAGUGAUUUUGUGCCUUUCAGAAAAGUCUAGAAAAUCCCAUCACUGUAAUGCAGCUUUUAGAUCCAGGAAAAUAACAAAACUUAUGCCAUAUUACUCACAAUCUAAGACGGUAUCUAAUGUCGUAUCACAAUAUAUCAAUAUAAUAUUGAUAUUUUGCCCAGUCCUACCGCAUAGUAUCAUGUUCAAUUUGUCACAUUUAUAACAAACCACGUCAGCAGUAACUACGUUUCUAUAUCUAGCUCUUAUCAUGAUCAGGAACAUGGCGGGCAAGGAGAUGUUUUUGUCUCGUGCCAUUGUUCUUGUAAUGUAUUUAAUAUUCAACAAGAGUACAAGACCAACAACGAGCGUUGGCGUACAUGCUAAACCAUUAACAAAUAGCAGAUUCAAAUACGUCAUCAGCGGAGUCUUGUGAUUGGUUCGUCGCUGGAGGUGGGAAGUUGGCGGUACUGAUUCCCCUGAAUAUCGAUUCCUGUUCCCUUUCACACAUGAGCACUUAGACUGCACGUGUGAAAGGGGGUAGAGAGACCGACAAUAGUGGCUGGUGUUGGUCUGUCGGCCGGUCAGUCCGUCCACCCGUUUGUUCUAGAGACUCAUCCAGACCCUGACUGUGGUGAUGAUCACGUCAGUUUUUUUAUUUGUCUAAUACUUUGGUUUAUGGUCACAUAACUGCAAAACUGAUACAUUCCCAUCAGCCUCGACUGUACUUUAUGUUUAGUGCUAAUUAGAAAAUGUUAGCAUACUAACAAGCUAAGCUAAGAUGAUAAACAUGUUAAACCUUUUCUGCUAAAUA